Messenger RNA from Scutellospora calospora, 448 nucleotides. Lineage: Eukaryota; Fungi; Glomeromycota; Glomeromycetes; Diversisporales; Gigasporaceae. The record is from the annotation of a GenBank genome assembly.
GUCACUUAUAGCGCGAUUAUAUAUUGUCUCCGCUGUCUUGUGGAUGAGGAUAUUCCAUUAAAUCAAGGUUGUCUCACACCAAUAGAUAUUAGAAUUCCUCCAAAUUCUAUAUUAAACCCGUCCGACCGUGCAGCAGUUGUUGGUGGCAAUGUGCUAACUUCACAACGUCUUGUUGAUGUUAUUCUCAAAGCGUUUCAAGCAUGUGCAGCAAGCCAAGGAGAUUGUAAUAAUCUAACAUUUGGAAAAGAUGGGAAAAUAAUAGAUGGAAAAAUGAUUGAGGGAUGGGGAUAUUACGAAACCAUUGCUGGAGGUAGUGGCGCUGGUGAGACUUGGGAUGGUCAAUCUGGUGUGCAUGUGCAUAUGACAAACACAAGGAUAACAGAUCCAGAAAUAUUAGAACGAAGAUUGGAUCAUGCGGUUAUGUUACGUGAAUUCUCACUUCGCAGAG